ACCCCCCUACUGCUCCGAGUUUUUGUUGCUGCCAGCUUCCCUCGUGUGUCGCACAACUGUACGUGUAGUUCAGGAUGGCUGACAGCGAAGGAGGCUCCGAGCAAGAUGAUGUAUCAUUUCUCCGAACGGAAGACAUGGUGUGCCUGUCAUGCACGGCCACCGGCGAGAGGGUGUGUCUGGCUGCCGAGGGCUUCGGCAACCGACACUGUUACUUGGAGACCAUCGCAGAUAAAAACAUCCCGCCAGACCUGUCGCAGUGCGUGUUCGUGAUCGAGCAAGCUCUGUCAGUGCGCGCUCUGCAAGAGCUGGUCACGGCCGCGGGAUCGGAGACGGGGAAAGGAACAGGCUCUGGCCACAGAACCCUACUUUACGGCAAUGCCAUACUGCUGCGACAUCAGAAUAGUGAUAUGUACCUGGCAUGUCUGUCUACCAGCUCCUCAAAUGACAAACUGGCAUUUGAUGUUGGUUUACAGGAGCAUUCACAAGGGGAAGCCUGUUGGUGGACAGUACACCCUGCUUCCAAGCAAAGAUCUGAAGGUGAAAAGGUGAGGGUUGGUGAUGACCUUAUCCUUGUCUCCGUUGCUACUGAGAGGUACCUGCAUACAACCAAAGAAAACGAUUUGUCUGUGGUGAAUGCCUCUUUCCAUGUGACUCACUGGUCUGUCCAGCCAUAUGGAACAGGAAUAAGCAGGAUGAAAUACGUGGGUUAUGUGUUUGGAGGUGAUGUUCUCAGGUUCUUCCACGGUGGUGAUGAGUGUCUCACCAUUCCAUCAACAUGGAGUGAACAGCCUGGACAGAACAUUGUUAUAUAUGAAGGUGGUAGUGUCAUGAGUCAAGCCAGGUCCCUGUGGAGAUUGGAACUUGCAAGAACAAAAUGGGCUGGUGGCUUCAUUAACUGGUCCCAUCCAAUGAGAAUAAGGCACUUGACAACUGGCCGUUACCUCGGUGUUAAUGAAAAUAAUGAGCUCUGUCUUGUCACAAGGGAUGAAGCAACAAUAGCAUCAUCAACAUUCUGCCUGCGCCAAGAAAAAGAUGAUCAGAAAGUGGUACUUGAAGACAAAGAUCUUGAAGUGAUUGGCUCACCCAUAAUAAAAUAUGGUGACAGCACAGUCAUAGUUCAACAUUCGGAAACCUCACUUUGGUUAUCAUAUAAGGCUUAUGAAACAAAAAAGAAAGGUGUGGGGAAAGUUGAAGAAAAGCAAGCUGUCCUCCAUGAAGAAGGGAAAAUGGAUGAUGGCUUAGACUUUAGCCGCAGUCAAGAGGAGGAAUCAAGAACGGCUCGUGUUAUAAGAAAAUGUAGUUCCCUUUUCACGAAAUUUAUAACGGGACUAGAAACACUGCAGACAAAUAGACGACAUUCAUUAUUUUUUAUGUCUGUGAAUUUAAAUGAAAUGGUUAUGUGCCUUGAAGAUUUAAUAAACUACUUUGCCCAGCCAGAGGAAGAAAUGGAGCAUGAAGAGAAGCAGAACAGACUUAGAGCAUUGAGAAACAGACAGGACCUGUUUCAAGAAGAAGGAAUAUUAAACCUCAUCCUUGAAGCUAUUGACAAAAUUAAUGUUAUCACAUCACAAGGAUUCCUAAUUGCCCUGUCUGGAGAUGAUACUGGCCAAAGCUGGGAAGUUAUUUCAGGAUAUCUGUACCAGCUUCUUGCUGCCAUAAUAAAAGGAAACCACACAAACUGUGCUCAGUUUGCCAACUCAAACAGACUGAAUUGGUUAUUCAGCAGACUGGGUUCACAGGCAUCUAGUGAGGGUACAGGAAUGCUGGAUGUGCUCCAUUGCGUUCUCAUUGAUUCACCAGAAGCAUUGAAUAUGAUGAGGGAUGAACACAUUAAAGUUAUCAUAUCUUUACUAGAGAAACAUGGUCGAGAUCCAAAAGUUCUUGAUGUGCUGUGCUCAUUGUGUGUGGGUAAUGGUGUUGCAGUCAGAAGUUCACAAAAUAACAUAUGUGACUUCUUGCUCCCUGGAAAAAAUCUUCUUCUGCAAACACAGCUUGUGGACCAUGUAGCAAGUGUUCGGCCCAACAUAUUCGUUGGGAAAGUAGAGGGUUCUGCCAUGUACCAGAAGUGGUACUUUGAAGUAACACUGGAUCAUAUUGAGCAGACAACGCAUAUGACACCACAUCUGAGAAUCGGAUGGGCCAAUACUUCAGGGUAUUGCCCUUACCCAGGAGGAGGUGAAAAAUGGGGUGGAAAUGGAGUGGGUGAUGAUCUUUAUUCAUAUGGGUUUGAUGGAGCCUACCUGUGGACAGGUGGAAGAAAAACCCAUGUGCUCAAUAAUACUAAUGAGCCAUACAUAAAGAAGGGAGACGUUGUGGGCUGUGCCUUUGACUUAACAGUACCAGUGAUAACAUUCACGUUUAAUGGCCAUAAGGUCAAAGGAUCAUUCCGAAAUUUUAAUUUAGACGGGAUGUUUUUCCCUGUAAUAAGCUGUUCUUCCAAACUGAGUUGUCGAUUUCUACUUGGUGGAGAUCAAGGACGACUGAAAUACAUUCCACCAGAAGAAUUUUCACCCCUAGUUGAAAGCUUACUUCCUCAACAAGUUCUUUCCAUUGACCCUUGCUUCUACUUUGGGAACCUCAAUAAAUGUGUGCUUUCAGGACCAUGGCCAGUUGAAGAUGAUACAGCAUUUGUGCCAACACCAGUUGACACAUCGAUGAUUACAUUACCGGGCUAUAUAGAAAGCAUCAGAGAUCGUCUUGCAGAAAACAUCCAUGAAAUGUGGGCAAUGAACAAAAUUGAAGCCGGUUGGGCAUACGGAGAAAGGAGAGAUGAUGUUCGUAAAAUUCAUCCAUGCCUCAUUCAGUUUGAAAGACUGCCUCCAGCUGAGAAACGUUAUGAUUCACAGCUUGCAGUACAAACACUUAAGACAAUUCUUGCACUUGGAUAUUAUAUUACCAUGGACAAGCCACCAUCUCGUAUCAAAACUGUUCGUCUUCCAAAUGAACCAUUCCUCCAGUCGAAUGGCUACAAACCAGCACCCCUGGACCUUAGUGCUAUCACACUUACUCCAAAAAUGGAAGAGUUGGUUGAUCAGCUUGCAGAAAAUACACACAAUCUCUGGGCAAAAGAACGCAUUCAACAAGGCUGGACUUAUGGCCUCAAUGAGGAUCCUGAUAUGAGAAGAAGCCCUCACCUGGUGCCUUACAUAAAAGUAGAUGACGCAAUCAAGAAAGCAAAUAGGGAUACUGCAAGUGAAACAGUUCGCACAUUGCUUGUAUAUGGAUACAAUUUAGAGCCCCCAACUGGAGAAGCAAAUGAAGCUUUGCUUGCUGAGGCCAAUAGGAACAAACAGACUCGUUUCAGAACAUAUCGUGUUGAGAAGAAUUAUGCUGUUUCUAGUGGGAAAUGGUACUUUGAAUUUGAGAUAAUGACAGCUGGUCCCAUGCGUGUUGGCUGGGCUCGAGCUGACUGUAGUCCAGGCUGUCAGCUUGGAAGUGAUGAAACUACAUGGGCAUUUGAUGGCUACAAUGAAGUGAAGUAUAAUUGCGGGCAAGCCGAGACGUUCGGCAAACAGUGGCAAGUGGGAGACGUGGUCGGAGUCUUCCUCGAUCUUGUAGAUCGAACUAUCAGUUUCUCUCUUAACGGUGAACUUCUGAUGGAUGCACUUGGAGGAGAAACAUCUUUUUCGGAUGUGCAAGGAGAUUCAUUUGUUCCGGCAUGUACUUUAAGUGUUGGACAGAAAGCUAAAUUGACAUUUGGUCAGGAUGUCAACACUCUGAAGUUCUUCACUACAUGUGGGCUACAGGAAGGCUAUGAACCAUUCUGUGUAAACAUGAAGAGAGCUGUAACUUACUGGUACACCAAGGAUCAACCAAUAUUUGAAAACACAGAUGACAUGCUGGAUACUAAAAUAGAUGUUACUCGUAUUCCUGCUGGUUCAGACACACCCCCGUGUCUGAAGAUAAGUCACAAUACAUUUGAGACUAUGGAAAAGGCCAACUGGGAAUUCUUGAAACUUUCAUUGCCUGUCAUCUGCCAGUCAACGUUCAUAGAAGAAGGUGAGAAAAUUAGGCGAUGGCAAGAAAUAAAAAUCCGACAACACAGAUUACUUGCUGAAGCUGACCAGACAACACCAGCUCAUAUUGAACAGAUAAUGAAAUCUGGAUUUACAAUGAGUGAUAUUAAAGGUCUCCAGCGAGGUUAUUCAGAAGAUGUUGUAGAAGCAGAUGAAAUUAUUAUGAAUGGACCGACACCAGAUUCACCACAAUCACCUAGCAAGCUUAAAAAUAGACCAUCUAGACCACCACGCAAAGGCUCCUUGUCAAGAAAUGCUACUUAUGAUAACAUGGAAAAUGCAUUGACAAAUGGAAUGUUGGAGCCAGGUAAAAUUCAUAGGUCAACAAGUGAUAUGGAUCUAAAUAGAUACAACAUGGAUGGGAUGGUAAAUAACCAAGAUGCUAUCCGAGAUGACAAAAAGAAGAGAGGUCGUUCACCAUUCAGAUUUUUCUCCCGAAAACGAGAUGCAAGCAGUGAAGGAAUGAAGAAAGCAAAAACUCCAGAACCAGGUGGUAUAGAUGGGGAAAUACUACCAGAAAGAAAUAAACCACUUGGUAUGGCACGUACAAAUACACUUCAGCCACCACGAACAGCACAAGUCCGCAUGUCUCAGACUGACCUGAAGGUAGUUCCACCAUCGGUUCCAGAUCGAUCACCGAAGGCUUUGUCUGUUCCUGCAGCGACAGGUGUAGAGGCUAUUGGUAAUGAGAUUUUUGAUGCUGAAUGUCUCAAACUUAUAAAUGAGUACUUCUAUGGAGUGCGAAUAUUUCCUGGUCAGGACCCAACACAUGUGUAUGUUGGAUGGGUAACAACUCAGUAUCAUGUCCAUAGAAAAGACUUCAACCAGAGCCAUGUUCAGAAAGCAUCUGUAACAAUUGUGGAUGAGUAUGAAAGAAUAAUGGAGAGUGUUGACCGUCAAAGUUGCUACAUGGUGCGAGCUGACGAGCUUUACAAUGAAGUAACAAAUGAUGCGUCAGGAAAAGGGGCAUCACAGGGGAUGUUUAUUGGGUGCUUUGUUGAUGCUGCUACUGGUUAUGUGACAUAUACCUGUGAAGGAAAGGAAACAAACCAUCGAUUUAAGAUGGAACCAGAGACAAAACUUUUCCCAGCAAUUUUUGUAGAGGCGACAAGUAAAGAAAUUCUACAGAUAGAGUUGGGAAGAACAUCGACGACACUCCCAUUGUCAGCUGCAGUACUGCAGAAUUCAGAGAGGCAUGUCAUACCACAGUUCCCACCAAGACUGAAAGUGCAGUGCUUAAAGCCACACCAGUGGGCACGGGUUCCAAACCAGUCUCUUCAAGUUCAUGCUUUGAAACUAUCUGAUAUCCGUGGCUGGAGUAUCCUCUGUGAAGAUCCUGUGUCAAUGCUUGCUUUACACAUACCAGAAGAGGAUAGAUGUAUUGAUAUUCUGGAGCUUAUUGAAAUGGAAAGAUUACUCAGUUUCCAUGCCCACACCUUAACUUUGUACGCUGCAUUGUGCUACCAGUCAAACUACCGUGCAGCUCACGCCCUCUGCCAACAUGUGGAUCAGAAACAGUUGCUGUAUGCUAUUCGCUCAGAGUACAUGUCUGGUCCACUACGACAGGGAUUUUAUGACUUACUUAUAGCACUUCACCUGGAAUCACAUGCAACUACAAUGGAGGCAUGUAAGAAUGAGUACAUAAUUCCACUUGGUCAAGAACUGAAAGAAUUAUAUGAGAAUCCUGAUAUGAGACACAGCCUUAGGUCUCUAAAAACAGAAUCAGUUAGACCUCAGAUGAAAAUGACUGAUAUAGCUGAAACAAUUGAAAACAUCAGGAACUUGUAUAGCCCAGAUUUCCCACUUGACGCUGUUAAGGAUUAUAUCAUGGCUGCGUUGGAUGAGGCUGUUCAAGUAAACCAAGUACAUAACAGGGAUCCAAUUGGAGGCAGCAAUGAAAAUUUGUUCUUGCCAUUACUGAAACUAGUGGAUCGCCUGCUACUAGUUGGAUUGCUCACUGAUGAGGAUGUGGGGAAACUACUAAUUAUGAUUGAUCCAGAAACUUGGGACAGUUCAUUUGACAAAGAGGGGAAGGAUGAGCAUAGGAAAGGACUGCUUCAAAUGAAAAUGGCAGAAGGAGCCAAGCUACAGAUGUGCUACCUUUUGCAUCACUUAUGUGACAGCCAGUUACGUCACAGAGUUGAAUCAAUCAUUGCCUUCAGUCACGAUUUUGUUGCAGAACUGCAAACAGACCAGCUGAGGAGAUAUGUUGACAUCAAACAGUCAGACCUCCCAUCAGCAGUUGCGGCUAAAAAGACAAGAGAAUUUAGGUGCCCUCCAAAAGAGCAGAUGAAUGCAAUUCUUGGUUUUAAAAACCUUGAAGAGGAGGACAAGGAAAACUGCCCAUGUGGAGAAGAACUAAGAGAUCAACUGAAUACAUUCCAUGAAAAAUUAAUGUCACAUGUUUCACUUAAUGCACUGCGAGAUGCAGAAGAAGCUGAGGAAAAUGCAGUUGAAGCAGUGAAACCUGGUCCUAUUAAGCGCCUGUACAAUUUCAUCAAUGCAGUGAAAGAGAUGGAGGAAGAACCUAAGGAAGCAGUAGAACCUGAAAAGAAAACACCUGAAGAGAUAUUCCGCAAGGUACUUAUCAAAACAAUUGUCAGAUGGGCAGAGGAGUCUCAGAUUGAAACACCAAAACUGGUCCGAGAAAUGUUUGGCUUAUUGGUAAGACAAUAUGACAGUAUUGGAGAACUUAUUCGGGCUCUACAAAAAACAUAUGUAAUCAACAGCAAAACAAAGAAUGAUGUAGCUGCCAUGUGGGUGGGACUGAGUCAGAUUAGAGCAUUGUUGCCUGUACAGAUGUCACAAGAAGAGGAGGAAUUAAUGAGAGAGCGCUUAUGGAAACUUGUGAACAACCACACGUUUUUCCAGCAUCCAGAUUUGAUUAGAAUCUUGCGUGUUCAUGAAAAUGUGAUGGCUGUUAUGAUGAACACAUUGGGCCGUAGGGCCCAAGCACAGUCAGACACUCAGACACAGGCUCAAGCAACUGGCCAAGAGGGCGAGGUUGCUACAAAAGAGAAGGAUACUUCCCAUGAGAUGGUGGUAGCUUGCUGCAGAUUCCUUUGCUAUUUCUGUAGAACAUCUCGACAAAACCAGAAAGCAAUGUUUGAUCAUUUCUCAUUUCUUUUGGAAAACAGUAACAUUCUGCUGUCUAGGCCUUCACUAAGAGGAAGUACCCCUCUUGAUGUAGCCUAUUCAUCUCUCAUGGAGAACACUGAGCUGGCCUUGGCACUUAGGGAACAUUAUUUAGAAAAAAUUGCUAUCUAUCUUUCUCGCUGUGGUCUGCAGUCCAACUCAGAACUUGUGGAGAAAGGAUAUCCAGAUUUGGGUUGGGAUCCUGUGGAAGGAGAGCGUUAUUUGGAUUUCCUCAGAUUCUGUGUCUGGGUCAAUGGUGAGAGUGUUGAAGAAAAUGCUAAUUUAGUAAUUCGCCUUCUUAUCAGAAGACCAGAAUGCUUAGGUCCUGCUCUUAGAGGAGAAGGAGAAGGUCUUCUAAGAGCAAUAAUUGAUGCAAAUAAGAUGUCAGAGCGCAUUGCUGAUAGAAGAAAAGUAAUGGAUGAGGCAGAAGGAACUAUGACAGUGAUGCAGUUUGAGCAUCCUUUACCAGAAAGUGAAGAUGAUGAAGAUUAUAUAGAUACUGGUGCUGCAAUUCUUAAUUUCUAUUGUACACUGGUAGAUCUGCUUGGACGAUGUGCUCCAGAUUCAUCUGUGAUUCUGCAGGGAAAGAAUGAGUCCCUCAGAGCUCGGGCAAUUUUAAGGUCUUUAGUUCCUCUUGAGGAUCUUCAGGGUGUUCUGAGUUUAAAGUUUACACUGCAAAAUCCAGCAGCUGGAGAAGAAAGGCCAAAGAGUGACAUGCCAUCUGGCCUUAUACCAGCAAAUAAGCAGAGCAUUGUUUUGUUCCUGGAGAGAGUUUAUGGCAUUGAGACACAAGAACUUUUCUUCAGGCUACUGGAGGAAGCUUUUCUUCCUGAUCUCAGAGCAGCAACUAUGCUGGAUAGGAAUGACGGAUAUGAAUCGGACAUGGCCUUAGCAAUGAAUCGUUACAUAGGAAAUUCUAUUUUGCCACUUCUCAUCAAACAUUCUAAAUUUUAUAAUGAGGCUGAUAACUAUGCAAACCUUCUGGAUGCAACAUUGCAUACUGUGUAUCGUCUUUCCAAGAAUAGGAUGCUUACCAAAGGCCAAAGGGAAGCUGUGUCUGACUUCUUGGUCGCUCUUACCAGCCAAAUGCAGCCAAGCAUGCUCUUGAAACUACUGAGAAAGUUGACAGUUGAUGUCUCAAGAUUGUCUGAAUACACCACAGUAGCAUUAAGGCUUCUGAUGUUACAUUAUGAGCGCUGUGCCAAGUACUAUGGCACAUCUUUUGGACAGGGCAUGUAUGGAGCAUCAAGUGAUGAAGAAAAACGGUUGACCAUGAUGCUAUUUAGCAAUAUUUUUGACUCAUUGUCUAAAAUGGAUUAUGAUCCAGAACUGUUUGGUAAAGCACUGCCUUGCCUCACAGCAAUAGGAUGUGCCCUUCCACCUGAUUACUCAUUGUCAAAGAAUUAUGAUGAUGAAUGGUACGGAUCAAAAGAUACGUCAGAUCCUGAUGGGCCAUACAACCCACAGCCCAUAAACACAAGCAGUGUUGUGUUGAACAAUGACUUGAACACAAUUGUUCAGAAGUUCUCAGAACAUUAUCAUGAUGCCUGGGCUAGCAGGAAAUUGGAAAAUGGAUGGGCAUAUGGUGAGCAGUGGUCAGAUUCAUCUAAGACACACCCUCGUCUUAAACCCUACAACAUGUUGAACGACUAUGAAAAGGAGCGCUACAAAGAACCUGUACGAGAAUCAUUGAAAGCUCUCUUGGCUAUUGGCUGGACUGUAGAACAUACAGAAGUGGAAAUUCCAUCAAACAGCAGAAAUUCCAUGAGACGAUCAUCAAAGGGAGGAGAACAGUCUUCCACACCUUUUAACUAUAACCCUCAUCCUGUGGAUAUGACCAAUCUUACACUGAGCAGAGAGAUGCAGAACAUGGCUGAAAGGCUUGCUGAGAAUGCUCAUGACAUUUGGGCCAAAAAGAAGAAGGAAGAGCUCAUUACUUGUGGUGGUGGCAUUCAUCCACAGUUAGUGCCUUAUGAUCUGCUGACAGAUAAGGAAAAGCGAAAGGACAGGGAACGAUCACAGGAAUUCUUGAAGUAUCUGCAAUACCAGGGCUAUAAACUACACAGGCCAACACGGUCUGGUGCUGGAGAAUCAGAACAAACGACUGGUGCCAUAUCAGUAGAGCUGAGAUUUGCAUACAGUCUGUUGGAGAAAUUAAUACAGUACCUAGACACUGCAUCAAUUAAUAUGAAAAUGUUCAAACCAUCAAGCACCUUCAGCCGACGGACAAGUUUCAAAACUUCAACAAGAGACAUCAAAUUCUUUUCGAAGGUUGUGCUUCCUCUAAUGGAAAAGUAUUUCAGCACCCACAGAAAUUACUUCAUCGCUGUAGCAACAGCCACUAACAAUGUAGGGGCAGCAUCACUUAAAGAAAAGGAAAUGGUAGCAAGCUUAUUCUGCAAACUUGCUAGUUUGCUACGAUCUCGCCUCGCUGCCUUUGGAGCUGAUGUUAGAAUAUCAGUCAGAUGUCUGCAAGUCCUAGUCAAGAGCAUUGAUGCAAAGUCUCUCGUGAAGAACUGUCCAGAAUUCAUCCGAACAUCAAUGCUUACAUUUUUCAAUAAUGUUGCUGAUGAUCUUGGACACACAAUACAAAACCUGCAGGAAGGCCGUUAUAGUCACCUGCGAGGGACUCACCUGAAGACAUCAACUUCAUUGUCCUACAUUAAUGGAGUCGUUCUCCCUGUUCUUACUGCAAUGUUUGAUCAUCUUGCAGCCUGUGAAUAUGGAAGUGAUCUCUUAUUGGAUGAAAUCCAGGUUGCAUCAUACAGAAUGUUAAGUAGUCUCUACACUCUCGGAAUUGAUGCAACUCUGACUCAUGAUAGGAAGUACCUGAAGACUGAACUUGAGAGGCAUCGCCCAGCACUUGGCAGCUGCCUUGGUGCCUUCUCUUCUACAUUCCCAGUAGCAUUCCUUGAGCCUCAUCUAAACAAGCAUAAUCAGUUCUCACUAUUAAAUCGCAUAGCUGACCAUUCUUUAGAAGCCCAAGAUGUAAUGGCCCGAAUGGAACAAAGCAUGCCAACUCUAGAAACUGUACUCAGUGAUGUGGAUCAGUUUGUUGAGUCUGACAAGUCACAUUCAGAUGCUCCACACAUAAUUGACGUCAUUUUGCCUCUUCUUUGUUCAUAUUUGCCUUUUUGGUGGGCACAGGGACCAGACAAUGUUAGUCCAACUGGGGGAGCUCAUGUGUCGAUGGUGACUAGUGAACAUAUGAACCAGCUGUUGAAAAAUGUUCUGAAAUUGAUAAAAAAGAAUAUAGGCAAUGAAAGUGCACCUUGGAUGAUAAGGAUAGCAGCAUAUACACAACAGAUAAUAAUCAACUCUUCAGAAGAACUGCUUAAAGAUCCAUUCCUUCCACUUGCUGAGAAAGUGAAGAAACGAACUGAUACUCUGUUCCACAAGGAGGAAUCACUCAGAGGUUUCAUUAAAUCAGCAACUGAUGAUACUUCACAGAUUGAGUCUCAAAUUCAAGAAGACUGGCAUCUACUUGUGCGAGACAUAUAUGCUUUUUACCCUCUUCUUAUAAAGUAUGUGGAUCUUCAAAGAAAUCAUUGGCUUAGACACAAUGUCGCUGAAGCUGAAGAUUUAUAUAACCAUGUAGCCGAAAUAUUUAACACAUGGUCAAAAUCUCAGUACUUCAUGCGUGAAGAGCAGAACUUCAUCUCAGCAAAUGAGAUAGACAACAUGGUACUCAUCAUGCCCACAGCCAGCAGGCGGUCUGCAGUAGUUUCUGAUGUGUCUCAGCUAGGUGGUGGCAGCAAGAAAAAGAAGAAGCACCGUGAUAAGAAGCGAGACAAAGACAAGGAACUGCAGGCUAGUUUAAUGGUUGCCUGCCUGAAACGCUUGCUUCCAGUUGGCCUGAACCUCUUUGCUGGAAGGGAACAAGAAUUAGUGCAGCACUGCAAAGACAGGUUCUUAAAGAAGCUCCCUGAAAGUGAGAUAUUGGAGUUUGCCAAGAUACAGCUUACACUUCCAGAUAAAAUUGAUCCGGCUGAUGAGAUGUCUUGGCAGCAUUACCUUUACUCCAAGCUCGGACAGAAAAAAAAUGGAGAAGAAGGGAAACCGACAAAAGUAGAAGACGUUGUAGAGAGGAUAGUUGCCAUGUCAAAAGUGCUGUACGGACUUCAUAUGAUUGACCACCCUCAACAACUAAGUAAGGGCAGCUAUCGUUCAGUUGUUUCCACGCAGAGGAAGCGAGCUGUCAUUGCCUGCUUCCGACAAACGUCACUGCAUUCUCUACCAAGGCACAGAGCUAUCAACAUCUAUGUGCGUUCCUAUUGCGAUCUGUGGCUGCAGGAUGAGAAUGUUGGCCAGGAGAUAAUGAUUGAAGAUCUGACUCAAUCCUUUGAGGACGCUGAACUGAAAAAGCGUGAUGAACAGGAAGAUGAAGGAAAACCAGAUCCUCUAAAUCAACUUGUGACAACCUUCUGCCGAGGAGCCAUGACUGAACGAACUGGAGCUCUCCAAGAAGAUCCACUGUACAUGUCGUAUGCUGAAAUUCAGUCCAAGUCUUGUGGAGAGGAAGAAGAAGAAGGUGAAGAAGAAGGCGGUGAUGAAGAGGGAGCAGCUUCAAUCCAUGAACAAGAAAUGGAAAAACAAAAGCUCCUGUUCCAUCAAGCACGCUUAGCAAAUCGUGGUGUUGCAGAGAUGGUUCUUCUGCAUAUAUCAGCAUGCAAAGGAGUACCAAGUGAAAUGGUUAUGAAAACUUUGCAACUUGGUAUAUCAAUACUGAGAGGAGGAAACAGCGAUAUUCAAAUGGGAAUGCUAAACCACCUCAAGGAAAAGAAGGAUGUUGGUUUCUUCACGUCAAUUGCUGGUCUCAUGAACUCCUGCAGUGUUCUGGACUUGGAUGCAUUUGAACGUAACACUAAAGCUGAAGGGCUUGGGGUAGGAUCUGAAGGAGCUGCAGGAGAGAAGAACAUGCAUGAUGCUGAGUUCACUUGUGCCCUCUUCCGAUUCAUACAACUGACCUGUGAAGGGCACAAUCUUGAAUGGCAGAAUUACUUGAGGACACAAGCUGGGAAUACAACAACAGUGAAUGUUGUCAUCUGCACUGUUGACUACCUGCUGCGAUUACAGGAAUCAAUAAUGGACUUUUACUGGCACUACUCAAGUAAGGAAAUAAUAGAUCCUGCUGGUAAGGCAAAUUUCUUCAAAGCCAUUGGAGUAGCAAGUCAGGUGUUUAACACACUUACUGAAGUAAUCCAGGGGCCCUGCACACAGAACCAGCAGGCUUUGGCCCAUUCAAGGCUCUGGGAUGCAGUUGGAGGCUUCCUGUUCCUGUUUUCGCACAUGCAGGACAAACUUUCAAAACAUUCUAGUCAGGUAGACCUCCUGAAGGAACUAUUGAAUUUGCAGAAGGACAUGAUAACUAUGAUGCUGUCCAUGCUUGAAGGCAAUGUUGUGAAUGGUACAAUUGGUAAACAGAUGGUUGACACACUAGUAGAGUCUGCAUCUAAUGUGGAGUUGAUCCUGAAAUACUUCGACAUGUUCCUGAAAUUAAAGGACCUUACAAGUUCUGCAAGUUUCCAGGAAAUUGAUAUCAAUCAUGAUGGAUGGGUUACUCCAAGGGAAUUCAGGGAGAAAAUGGAACAGCAGAAGAGCUACACCAUUGAGGAGAUUAACUUCUUGUUAAUGUGCUGUGAUACAAAUCAUGAUGGGAAAAUAGACUACGUUGAAUUCACUGAAAGAUUUCACAACCCUGCAAAAGAAAUUGGCUUUAACCUGGCAGUGCUCCUAACCAACUUGUCAGAGCAUAUGCCCAAUGAGCCAAGGUUGGCACGUUUUCUGGAAACAGCUGGAAGUGUAUUGAAUUACUUUGAACCAUAUCUUGGACGCAUAGAGAUAUUGGGUGGCAGCAAGAGAAUUGAAAGAGUUUACUUUGAAAUAAAGGAGUCAAAUAUUGAACAGUGGGAGAAACCGCAAAUUAAGGAGUCAAAGAGGGCAUUCUUUUACUCAAUUGUCACUGAGGGUGGUGACAAAGAAAAGCUUGAAGCCUUUGUGAACUUCUGUGAAGAUGCCAUCUUUGAAAUGACUCAUGCAAGUGGUUUAAUGGCAAGUGAGGAAAGCUCUACAAUUGGAAAGGCAAGGGAAGCAUCAUACAGUUACAUGACAGAAGAAGAUGAAGAGCGGGCUGCAAAAGAUCCAAUUCGCAGAGGCAUCCAAGCUGUAAAAGAUGCAGUUUAUUUCUCGUUGGCUUUGUUGUCACCUACCAACAUCAAGAACAAAAUUAAUGAGCUUCAACAGAUGUCAUUUAUGGAAUUAUUUGUUGGAUUCUUUAAGCUCAUUUUCUAUGUUUUCUACUAUUCAGGAUUUGGAGUCUCUGUGGUGAUCAAGUAUGUUGUUGGAAUCUUAAUGUCACUCAUGAGAGGACCGCAAAUAGAAGAGCCUGUUGUCGAGGUGAAAGAAGAAGAACGGAUGGGUCCUUUACGUGUGUUACCAGCAUUACCUGCAACGCCAGAUGAAGCAAAUGCCCCGCAGCAGAUGCAGGCAUUUGGUUUGGAUAUUACAAAAGAGGAUAAUGGGCAGUAUCACAUGGUUCCACAUGAAAGUGCUCCACCAUCUCCACAGUCAAGUGUUGAAGAAGGCGGAGACACAACUCCUGAGGAGGGGGCAGAAGAACAUGCCAAGCAAGAAGCUGCUGAAGGGGAAUCACCUCUCAGCCUUGUGGACUUACUUGGUGGUGAUGCAGCACGCAAAGCUGCAGCUGCAACUGCCGAGGCAGCAGUACAGCAGCAGGCUGCAAUGGCAGCUGUUGAAGCGGAAUCCAAGCAGGAAGUUGUGGUUGAACCAUCAGCAAUGUCCCAGAUUGACUUCAGCGAGUAUACAAAGAGGGCUGUAAGUUUCCUUGCACGCAACUUCUACAACUUGAAAUAUGUUGCUUUAGUGCUUGCCUUCUGCAUCAACUUCAUGCUGUUAUUUUAUAAAGUCACAACUCUUGGUGGUGAUGAUGACGAAAAUGGCAAUGGCUCAGGAGAAGAAGUGGCUGAUUUAAUGGAAGAACUCUCAAUGGAAGUGAAUUCUACAGAAGUGGGAAGUGCAGAAAAUGGAAGUGGUGAAGAAGAAGAACCAUUAGAGCUAGUCCAUGUAGAUGAAGACUUUUUCUACAUGGAACACGUGUUACGAUUAAUGGCGUUAUUGCAUUCCAUAGUCUCAUUAGCAAUGCUCAUUGCAUAUUACCACUUGAAGGUACCACUGGCCAUAUUCAAAAGAGAGAAAGAAAUUGCCAGGAGAUUGGAAUUUGAUGGCUUGUACAUAGUUGAGCAGCCAGAGGAUGAUGAUAUAAAAUCCCAUUGGGACAAGCUGGUGAUAUCUGCAAAGUCAUUCCCAGUUAACUACUGGGAUAAAUUUGUGAAGAAAAAGGUCCGUCAAAAGUACAGUGAGACAUAUGAUUUUGAUUCCAUCAGUAAUUUACUAGGAAUGGAGAAGACAUCUUUCAGUGCACAGGAAGAGGAAGGAGGAUCUGGCUUCAUCAACUUCAUUGCAAAUAUUGAUUGGAGGUACCAGAUUUGGAAAUCAGGUGUAACAAUAACAGAUAAUUCAUUCCUGUACAGCUUGUGGUACUUCACAUUUUCAAUACUGGGCAACUUCAACCGUUUCUUCUUUGCGGCACAUCUGUUAGAUGUUGCUGUGGGUUUCAAGACGCUACGUACGAUAUUGCAGUCAGUAACACACAAUGGAAAACAGCUUGUACUGACGGUGAUGUUGCUGACAAUCGUUGUGUACAUUUAUACUGUUAUUGCCUUUAAUUUCUUCAGAAAGUUUUAUGUACAAGAGGAGGAUGAAGAAGUUGAUAAGAAAUGCCAUGACAUGUUAACAUGUUUCGUGUUCCACCUGUACAAGGGAGUGCGGGCUGGAGGAGGCAUCGGUGAUGAAAUCGAGCCGCCAGAUGGUGAUGACUAUGAAGUAUAUCGCAUCAUGUUUGACAUCACAUUCUUCUUUUUCGUCAUUGUUAUCCUGCUGGCUAUCAUUCAGGGUUUGAUCAUUGAUGCUUUUGGUGAGCUGAGAGAUCAGUUGGAAAGUGUAAAAGAAGACAUGGAGUCAAACUGCUUUAUUUGCGGUAUUGGAAAAGAUUACUUUGAUAAAGUACCACAUGGGUUUGACACUCAUGUACAACAAGAACAUAACUUAGCAAAUUAUAUGUUCUUUUUGAUGCACUUAAUCAACAAACCAGACACAGAAUAUACUGGUCAGGAGACCUAUGUCUGGAACAUGUACCAGCAGAGAUGCUGGGACUUCUUCCCUGUUGGUGACUGCUUCAGGAAGCAGUAUGAAGAGGAGCUGGGAGGAGGUGGCGGCUAGAGCAGUGUGGUUCCCGGUGGAUUCUGUCAACCGACUGCAUUACUGCCGUGUGUGAACUGAUCUCAUUACACUACUUUUCUGUGUAUCAUCACAGCAUCAUCUGAGGGACGUAACUUCUGUGAUGUGACAUAUAUGGAGCUGACAGGUGUCAGUUUCAUAGUUUUUGGUGGCCUUCGGAUAAAAUUUCAAUCACUUGUCAAUUCAGACUGCUCGCAUCAGUGUAGUCACUGUUUCUUACUCUUCUCAACUGUUGAAUUUUACCUCAUGAAAGGUACAAAUAACAGGGCCCACAGGACGUGGAGGAGGAAUGUAUUGUUCACAUUCAUUAAAACUGUCAUCUUGUUGAAUGGUCAGGAAGUGCAAUACAUAAAUUAUUUUUUACAAUUUUCAUAAAUUGUCAUUAAGUCAUCCAUUUUUAUUGUUUUGUUUAUGUGACACUAUGACAGUGUGACUUUUUUUUAUCAAUGUCUGUACCCCAAUAUAAACUCUGAAAAGAGCUAAGAAAAUGAGAGAUGUUUUAAAUUAAAAAACGAAAGAAAAACAGCCAGUCAGUCCAUGGAAAUUUGUAUGGUAAUAGAGAGCUGAAGCCAGUCUUUCCUGAAAUUGUUCCAGUCUACCACAAAAUAUUCAGUUGAAUCUCAGAUAUUUACACUUUUGUUCCUGCUUCAUGUGUUUCACUCUCCUGUUCUUGUACUGAAUCUAUUUUUGAUGUCAAUAAAAAAGCAGUAUUUGUUACAAUA
Schistocerca cancellata (South American locust) is the source of this 16189-nucleotide messenger RNA. RefSeq names its product ryanodine receptor (gene RyR). Gene Ontology annotation, biological process: intracellular calcium ion homeostasis; calcium ion transmembrane transport. Gene Ontology annotation, cellular component: smooth endoplasmic reticulum; Z disc; sarcoplasmic reticulum membrane. Gene Ontology annotation, molecular function: ryanodine-sensitive calcium-release channel activity; protein binding; calcium ion binding. Bases 75 to 15449 code for a protein of 5124 amino acids. The record is from RefSeq and is a predicted model, not a curated record. NCBI's taxonomy places the organism in Eukaryota, Metazoa, Arthropoda, Insecta, Orthoptera, Acrididae. The transcript has 103 exons.